Molecule: messenger RNA, 3504 nt
Organism: Drosophila pseudoobscura
Lineage: Eukaryota; Metazoa; Arthropoda; Insecta; Diptera; Drosophilidae
Gene: lute
Product: BTB/POZ domain containing protein 3 lute
Exons: 6
Coding region: 315-2552 (745 amino acids)
Biological process (GO): neurogenesis
Cellular component (GO): cytosol
Molecular function (GO): protein binding
Source: RefSeq, a predicted model, not a curated record
CUCUCACUACGAAUUCGUUCGUUGGCUCGCGCGCACCUCAAGCCGCAGUCGCAGUCGCAGUCACAGUAGCCCCCACCGUCCCAGUCCCAGUCACAGUCCAGUCUCAGGCCCCGGUCGAAACAUUCUGCAACAGAAAAAACCACAACAACGUGGCCGGUCGACGCGCAUGCGCAGAGGCAGCUGGAGAAAAAAAAGAGUCCCUCCUCACAUGUAAAAAAUCUUCUUUCAACUGCUGUGGUUUCUCGAGAGUUUGUUGGUGAGGGCGGCGUGGGCGAGUGGACAGGUGUAGCGAUGACAGCGAUGUCGGCUCAAAGAUGAUCGAGGCCUUUGCGAAUCACCUGAGCAGUCAUUUGGGACGUCACCUCUUCUACUGGUCGAUUGAUACGACGGCACCGAACGGAGCCAGCAGCGGCAGUGGCAGCGGCAGCGACGGUGGGAACUACGGCCUCAAUCUGCGUCUCUCCGAGCUGAUCAACAAGUUCCACGGCCCCCUCGAGAGGGGCGUGCAGGUGCUGGAUCAUCUGCUGACCCUCGAGGAGGACGACUUCGCCGGCCAUUGGGGCAGCGCCUACGCGCACAACUAUGAGCCGGAGUACGCGGUCCGCGUGCCGGAAAACGAGGAGAUGCCCCCGCCCGAACACAUCGAGACGCUCAAUAAUGGCAACAUUCUGCUGCACUCGCCGCCGCACAACCAUCAGCAGCAGCAGCAGCAACAACAGCAGCGGGCGGGAGCAGCACUCUCGCCACAGGCCGGAGGCGGCGCCUCGGGCAGUGCGGCCGAUCAGAAUAUCCAGAUAACCCAACCCAUAAGCGCCCCAUCCUCACCCCUGGCCUCGCCCGGUGCCCUCAACAUCAGCAGUGUCGGCAGCCCCACGGCCUUCUGUAUGCCCUCGAGCUCGGCAGCAGCCGCUGCCAUUUCGGCUGCCUCCGCUGCCGCUGCCUCAAAUUCAACCCCCACUCCCACUAGCGGCAGUGGAUCGUAUGUUUGUUCAGCUGGCGGCACCAACUGGCACUAUGCGGCUGUGGGCGCCUCCAAUGCCAUCGACACGGCCGAUCCCAACUGGCAGGCCAGCAAGGCGACGGUGCUGGAGCGGAACGCGGCCAUGUUCAACAACGAACUGAUGUCGGACAUCAAGUUCAUUGUGGGCGAGGAGUUCGAUAUCGAUCCCGUUCAAACAAUACCCGCGCACAAAUACAUCCUAGCCACGGGCAGCUCGGUCUUCUAUGCCAUGUUCUAUGGCGGUUUGGCGGAGAACAAACAGGAAAUCAAAGUGCCUGAUGUCGAGCCCACUGCCUUCCUAACGCUGCUAAGGUAUCUCUAUUGUGAUGAAAUCAAACUGGAACCUGAACACAUCUUGGCCACUCUGCAUGCGGCCAAAAAGUACAUUGUACCGCAUCUGGCACGGGCGUGCGUCAACUAUUUGGAAGUGAAACUGACGGCAAAAAACGCCUGCCUACUUCUCAGUCAAUCGCGUCUUUUCGAGGAGCCCGAACUGAUGCAGCGUUGCUGGGAAGUGAUCGACGCCCAGGCCGAGAUGGCGGUUAAGUCCGAGGAUUUUGUGGACAUUGACCUCAAGACGUUCGAGUCGAUAUUGUCGCGCGAGACCCUCAACUGCAAGGAGAUCCAUCUGUUCGAGGCAGCCCUGAACUGGGCCCUCAACGCCUGCGAGAAGAUGAGCAUCGACAAUACGCCCCAGAACAAGCGGCGGCUGCUGGGCCAGGCUCUGCACCUGAUACGCAUUCCGACCAUGACACUGGAGGAGUUUGCCAACGGUGUGGCCCAGACUGGCAUCCUUUCGUCGCAGGAGACCAUCGACAUGUUCUUGCAUUUCACCGCCAAAAUGAAACCGAAUCUCGGCUUUCCGACGCGUUCGCGUGCGGGCCUCAAGACGCAGGUCUGCCAUAGAUUCCAGUCAUGUGCCUAUCGCUCGAAUCAGUGGCGUUACCGCGGGCGCUGUGAUUCCAUUCAGUUUUCAGUAGAUCGCAGAAUCUUCAUUGUGGGCUUUGGUCUGUACGGCUCGUCGACGGGCGCCGCCAACUACAACGUGAAGAUUGAGCUGAAGCGCCUGGGCAGGACACUGGCCGAGAACGACACGAAGUUCUUCUCGGAUGGGUCCAGCAACACGUUCCACGUAUUCUUCGAGAAUCCCAUACAGAUCGAGCCGGAGUGCUACUACACCGCCUCGGUCAUACUCGAUGGCAACGAGCUGAGCUUCUUUGGCCAGGAGGGUAUGUCCGAGGUGCUCAUGGGCAAUGUGACAUUCCAGUUCCAGUGCUCGUCGGAGAGCACCAACGGCACUGGCGUGCAGGGCGGCCAAAUACCGGAACUGAUCUUCUACGGACCAACCACAGUGACGGCCUUAAACUCGCCCACCAAUUCGGUGUGUGCCACACCAAUCGCGGGAGCGGGUGGAGCCACAGCAGCUGGAUCAGCGACUGCCGUUGCAAAUGGCAGCAGCAGCGGAUCGGCAUCGACAGCUGCUGGCAACAAUGUAAACAGCUCCGGGGAGGAACUCGGCGGCGGUGGCGGCGCCGGCGAUGGAAGCACCUGAUGUGCACAGCUCUACUGCGCCGAAUGGCAGGGAUCCUGCUACUAUCGCCAGCAGCAGCCGCACCAGCAGCAGCAACAGAGGAGACCAACACAGCAAUAUAAGACACAACCACAAAUACAAAAUAGAAACUCAUGGGUUUUCAGUGCAACACAACAAAGCAAAUUGGAGUUUUAGAGGAAACGAUAUAGCAGAUAUAGACGUAUAUACAGUACAGUUAGUACAUAUAGAGUGCUCUAGUUUUCGUAAUAGUCCUAUAUAGUCAUAUAUACAUAUAUACACACACGUAUAUAACCAUACAGUCCUAUAUAUACAUCGCUACAGUGCGUUUCAAAGCUCUUGGACAAGGAGAAAUGGUUUGGAUAAGCUCAAGCCAAUAAUUAUUGGUAGACUUCCAUCGGCAGAGAGUUCUAGUUCGUUAAAUAUUUCAUAGAUUCGUUUCGUUAACUGUUUUUAGCCGGCCCAAGGCUCUGAAACGCACUGUACCUAGUUUGUUGGCAUAUAUAAAGAUAUUUUCAAAACAAAACAAGUUGAACAUAUACACCCAGACCUACAUAUAUAUAGAUACAGAUACAGAUACGAAGUAGACUCGAAAACUUAUUACGUUCCACAACUUGAGAGGUUUGCAGAGGGCGAGAGGUGGGAUAUAAAGCGGCGCAAUAUAUACUGACAUAUAAAUGCAAUAAGCAAGGGAAAAUCGGGCAAUCAGUCAAGCUAAAAUUAAUCAAUAUUCUAAAGUUGAAUGCGAAAAUGAAUAACAGAUAUUUUUUGCCAGCAUAUACCUAACAUAUACUAUACAUCUGAUCUGAUACUGAUACUGAUAUAUACACAUAAAAACUAUAUAUAAACUAUAAAGAUAUACUUGAGAAGGAAGUGAGGAAGGAGAAGCCAUGUUAAGAGUUGCAUUCGACGAAUUUGACAGCAAAGUUAACCAGGUUUAUGAAAUACGACAGAG